UUAAGGUCGAGUCAGACCCGUCGUACCGUUAUUUCGCGUUACCUCCUGGAUUAAAUUAUAUGGACUUCUUGCAAGUUCUGUUGGACUAUCUACUUUGAAACGUCUUACUUGUUGAACAUUACGAGUUCCGCGCGACAUAUCAUUUGCCAAAUCUGUGAAUUAGAUCAAAAGCUGUGAAGAAGUACGGCAAGGCAGUGAGUUGCGCCUUAGGUCUUAACAGAACCACAGGGAAUAGCAGCAUACAAGCGCGAUUCUGGUUUUUGAUUGUGACAGUGGGAUAUUCUGAGAUUUCAGAUGACAGAACGUUUUCGUUUUGCGACAGUGUUCAUCUGUCAUUGGAGCACACCUUAUUCCAGGGACAGGACACGAGCAGCAAAAGUUUAAUAUGUUUUAUUUAGUUCAAGAAAUAGGCAAAAACUCAAAGCGCAAAUUAUCCACGAACAGUUCUAACACCAGACUGUGGGAAGAGCUGUCAUGUAUAACUACAUGUGAGUCCCGAUUUGGAUAUUGUUAACUUUACAGUGAUCUGAAGUUCUAAUUAUUUAGUGGACACUUCAUUGGCUACAGCUCUGAUCAUUCAGUCAUUCUCCCUCAACUUUUUCUCCAGUUUUGUUAUUACAAAGGAAUAGCCUACAUUGCCACGUUUAAACGUAUGCACAUUUGCAUUUUUUCAACAAUUUUCACGCAAUCCACCGUAUUUAUUGUUAACCUCCAAGAAGCUUCGUUUUGGUGAAAUGGGCUGAUUCGGGGGACACUGAGGUGAGAAUGAUGGGGACUAUGUCGGCAACCAGCUUUAGCAUCCCAUUAUGGAGGCAUUUGCUGGUAAUGCUGGUGUGCUUGACAGCUACGGAGUCAAGAAUAACAGACGCUUGUUCUGGACUUCUAACCAUCGGCUGUAGUUGCACAGACGAGCGCAUGAAGGCUCAUACCACGCCGGGUGUCCGGAAAAGAGUAAGCUGCAGCAGCGACGAACUCACAGAAACUCCAGAAGCCAGUCUCCUCCCCAACCGGACCGUUACUUUGAUUUUGAGCAGCAACCGCAUCAGGGUCCUGCGAAAUGGCUCUUUCAGUGGACUCUCCGUCCUGGAGAAACUAGACCUCAAGAACAACCUCAUCAGCACCAUCAUGCCAGGAGCCUUUCACAGUCUGACUGCACUGAAGAAGCUGGACCUGUCCAACAACCGCAUCGGCUGCCUGACACCGGACAUGUUCCAGGGGCUAUCCAACCUCACCAAACUAAACAUCUCAGGCAACAUCUUCUCUACUCUGGACCCGACCGUCUUCCAGGAACUUCCCUCUCUGAAGCUGGUGAACUUUAACUCGGAGUUUCUCACCUGUGACUGCGGCCUGCGCUGGGUUCCGGGUUAUUUCCGCACUAGCACUGCACGGCUUGGGGACGAGACCCUCUGCGCCUAUCCCAAGAGUCUCCACGGCAAAGCCUUGCGUGGACUCAGAGAAAGCCAUCUGAGUUGUGAUGGGCCUCUGGAGCUACACACACUGUCCCUGCUUCCCUCACUCAGGCAGGUGGUGUUCAAAGGGGACCGACUGCCCUUCCACUGCACCGCCGCCCUGGUGGACAAACUGACCGCCCUGCACUGGAGUCACAAAGGCGAGCCGGUCAUCAAUGAGCCCGACCGCAGCAUUCACUUAGAGAGCAGCGUGAUGCACGACUGCACCUUCAUCACUAGCGAGCUCAUCCUGUCUAAUGUGGACGUGAACGCCAGUGGUGAGUGGGAGUGUGUGGUGUCCACAGGCCGUGGCAACGCCUCCCGCAGCGUGGAGAUUGUGGUGCUGGAGAACAGCGCCUCGUUCUGCCCAGAGGAGCUGGUCACCAACAACAGAGGGGAGUUCAGGUGGCCCAGAACCCUGGCUGGCAUCACAUACUACCUGUCCUGUAACACGCUGCGCUACCCCACGCUGGGUAUCGGGGAGGAGAAGCGGGCCUCGCGCAACUGUGACCGCUUAGGCCGCUGGGAGGACGGAGACUACACCCAGUGCCACUACACCAAUGACAUCACCAGAGUGCUUCACACCUUCAUAAUGAUGCCCAUUAACGCCUCCAACGCAGUGACGCUGGCUCAGCAGGUGUGCUCGUACACACUGGAGGCGGCUGGCUUCACGGACACGGUGGACGUGCGCUACAUCGCUCAGAUGAUGCACAAGUUCAUGAAUUACAUCCAGCAUCAGCGAGAGCUCUCCGAGGUGCUUGUGGAGAUGGGCAGUAACUUGAUGCAGGUGGACGAUCAGAUCCUGACGCGUGCCCAGCGUGAGGAGAGGGCCUGCAGCUCCAUCGUCCACUCCCUGGAGACUCUGGCCUGGCCACAGCUCCACUCCGGCUCCAAGGACCUCUUGCUAGUCUCACGCAACAUUGUGAUGUUGGCUCACCUCAUUCGUCCGGCGCAGUUCACGGGCAUGAGCUGCACAGCCUAUCAGAGGAGAGACGGGUCAGGGGUCCAUAGCCCAGAGGGUCAGGAAUCACCUCACGAGCAGCAGCUUCACUUCCGCUGCAUGGCUGGAGCACAUAACACAUCCCUCAACAACUUCCCUCAGAAGAAUUCUUUGGCCUUGGCCUCCGUCUCGCUCCCUCCUUCUCUGUUUCCUCCGGAUGCUCCUGCAGACUGUAAACUGCAGUUUGUGGCAUUCCGUACCGGAAGGUUCUUUCCCUUUAUGGGGAACUCCAGCGGUGGCCUAGUGGACAUUUCCCGCCGUCGUAGCGUCAACACGCCAGUCAUCUUUGUUGGACUCGAUGGCUGCAGCAUGUGGAACCACUCAGAGCCCAUCACCGUGUCCCUGCGCCAUUUGUCCCUGGGCAGUGACCCCAUAGCUGCCCAAUGGAGCCUGGAGAAACAGGGAGGAUGGAGCCAAGAUGGCUGCCAGCUGGUCCACACAGAUGCCGCCACCUCUACUCUGCACUGCUCACUGCUCAGUAACUACGCUGUGCUGCAGGAUGUCCCAGACUUCCCAGGCCCCUCCGCCCUGCCUGUAGACGUGCUUCACCCGGUGGUGUACACCUGCACUGCCCUCCUGUUGCUCUGCCUCUUCACCAUCAUCAUCACAUACAUUCUCCACCACAGCUCUGUUCGAGUCUCCAGGAAAAGUUGGCAUACAAUCCUUAAUACCUGUUUCCAUAUCGCCAUGACUACAGCAGUCUUUGCAGGAGGCAUCACCCUCACAAGCUACCCCAUAGUGUGCCAAGCGGUGGGCAUUGCUUUGCACUACUCCUCCUUGUCCACCCUGCUCUGGAUCGGGGUCAAUGCCAGGGUCAUCUACAAAGAGGCUGUCCUGCGAUUGCCACGGCAACCGGAGGGAGAGGUGGCGGUAGCACCCACACAGAGGCCCAUGCUCAGGUUCUAUUUGAUAGCUGGUGGAGUUCCUCUCAUCAUUUGUGGCAUAACGGCAGCGGUCAACAUGAACAACUAUGGGGAAAACAGCCCUUACUGCUGGUUGGUAUGGCGGCCAAGUUUGGGGGCGUUCUUUGUCCCUGCCGGCCUGGUGGUACUGGUGACCUGGAUCUACUUCCUGUGCACCAUCUUCCGCCUGCGGCGCCGAGGCUCGGAGAGCACCAAGGAGCUGGCGGCAUCGUCCAUCUCCUCCCCACUGCCCGAGAGCCAGCCGGCGCUCAGCGGCAGCAACAGCCUGCUCUCCACGGACUCGGCUACGGGAGCCGGACACGCUGUUCCGCCGGUGGAGGACCAGUACUCGCUGAAGGUGCAGUUCCUGGCGCUGGUGACCACUCACUUCCUGUUCCUGGUGCUGUGGUGUUGCGGGGCCAUGGCCGUGUGGCAGACGGGCCGGGAGAGCCUGCUCUUCAGCUGCCUGUACGGCGUGGCCGCGGUCGGCCUGGGCGUCUUCCUGGUGGUCCACCACUGCCUGAGGCGGCUGGACGUGCAGGCCGCCUGGCUCGGCUGCUGCCCAGCCUACCGGCGCUCGCAGCCCAUGCAGGCUUACGGGCACCCAUGCGCGGCCGGCCCGGGGAACGCAAGCGCCUCAGAGCGCGGCUCGCAGCUCUAUGUGAGCUGCGCGCCGCCCAGCGAGGCGAACAACUGCUCCUCGGCCCGGUCCUCGUCCACUCCGAGCGGCACGAGUAGCGUCGGCCCCGGGCCCUGUAAGCUCACCAACCUGCUCCAGGUGGCCCAGGAGAACGGCAACAGCACCGCCCGGACGGCCGCCGUCGUCGCCGUCGCCAACAACCACACCAACACCAACACGAGCACCAGCACGGAGAACAACGGCAAGCCCAAAAACAAUGCGCUGCCCAGCCUCAGCUCGGUGGCCCCGGUGCAGCCUCAGAGGAGGAAGACCAGCAGCAGGACUAAAACAGGCGGUGCUCAGUACCACCACCGUGGAGAGGGCCGUGGCCACUACCGCCUCAAGGCCCUGAGAGGGGCCGGUGGCGGGGGGAGUGUGGGCGCCCUGGGGCCCCCGGGGCUGGAGCAGCUCGGCCUCUCCCAGGUGGGCCAUCACAAGCACGCCUCCAGCGAGAACGGCAGCCUGCGCAACCACAGCCACUCCGAGAGCCAGACAGGCCCGCUUACCAACGGCCGGCACGGCGGCGGUGGCGAUCCGCUGGCCACCAGCCCCUCGGAGGGCAGCGACGGGGGCAGCAGCGGCUGCCGGAAGCCCUUCCCCCUGCUGCCGUCGGUGGCCAGCCGGGUGGCCAUGCAGCACGGCGGCGCCCAGAGGCGCUGUGCCAGCCGGGACAACCUCAAACUGGCCGCGGCCGCCGAGAGGGAGGCCAAGCGCAGCUCCUUCCCGCUCAACGCGGCCAUGGGAACAGUCACAGGGUCGGCCACAACCAACGCCACGUCAGCGGCUAACGCAAACACUAACGCGCUCAACGGGACUCUGAAAAACUCUGUACUGGAGCUGGACACUAGUGGCACUGACCACUCCCAGAGCUCUGUGGGCAUGAGGAGCGGUGUGUGGAAAAGUGAGACCACAGUGUGACCAAUCAGACACUCAUCCCUAUUCAAAAUGUAAAAAAACGCACCUUUUGUCAAUGUCAGCUGACUUUAGAAAAAUAAAAGUAAACAACCGAGGAACUGAACUGAAGGUUGCAAACAAACAUGGGGAAGGAUAUAUAGUUUAUGUCAGCACAGUCUUUGCAUCCCUGUCAUUUAGCUAAGGAUAACACAAUGGAGCAUGGAACUGUAGGUUGGAGUUCGAGGUUUGAUGUUUUGCUAUGAAAUAUGCAAAAAUGUAUGUUUGUAUGUUUUAAUAUCAAGGUAUUUCACCAUAGAUAACUAAGGAAUUUGUUGAAAAGAACAUUUUUACCCUUUUGGAGUUUAUCUGUUUUGUCUGAAUGCUUCACCCUAUGCAUCAGAAAGAGAGCAUGGAAAUGGAAUCAAAGAUAGCCCAUUUUACUAUGAACAUCUCCUCUGUGAAGGACAUUUUCUCUUGUAUUUGUGCGUGCAAGCAUGCCAAUGUGUUUAUAAAAAGUGUGUGUGUGUGUGUGCGUGUGCGCAUGUGUGUGUGUGUCUGUGUGUCUGUGUGCGCAUGAGAGAGAGAGCAAGAACUCCUAGUGUAUAUAUUCUUCUUAACCAUUUUAAGUAUUAAGAUGGAGUCAAUCCUUCCCCAGCACUGAAUAGAGCUUUUUUGCCUCUUGCAAGCAGACCAAGCUAUAAGCAUAUGGAUCUUUGUAUUUAGAGUGAAUGGGCCUCCACCCUCAACUACUCUGUUGAAUGAAUUUGUGGCAUUGUGAACUUUGUGAAGCAGGAAGUGGCUGUCUGUGUUCCUGGACGGUUCCAUUUUGCUGGGAAUGUCCGGUUUGCUUCUCGUCAGUAUUCAUGGCUCACCACUGCCAUCUACAGGACAUAAGGCAUCACUGAUCAUGCACUGAUACAUAAGGAAAUUAGAGUUUCAAACUCUGGCUUUUGAUGAUCUUUGUGGCUCUUAUUUUCUUUAUACAUCAUGGCAGACAUAGUAGCCUGCCUGAGACGUCAGUCUCUUUUACCCACAAAUCCAUAUAUUUGACAGAGGGCGUAAUUAUGUUUGCACUGCUGUCAACAGAAUACCUGAUUUCAUGUUAAAAUGUUCAUGUUAAAAUCUGUCUCUCUGGAUGAGGCAUUUAUCUAAUCAGUAUUGUUUUGAUUGGUCCACGGAGGUAAUUAUUGUGUGUUCAUUCACUGAAUCCUCGAGUGCCAUUGUGAUUCAUGUGCAAAGCAGCCAUUUCCCCACAGCCUAAUUAUCUAUUUCCCCACUUUGUUUACAUUUUAAUAUGCAAAUUGAUUUUCCAGUCAUGGCCUGCCGUAGUAGAUAUGAGCCGGAGAGGACAUUCUGAUCAGUUCACAACUGCACACCAUCCAUGUUACAGUAUUACCACAACAGUGUAUUAGUGUGUUCAGGGACAAUAUCGUGCCAAAGAAAGGUUCACUGUUGAAAACAACCUCAAUGCCACAGUAUUUUACUAGUUUCUGUGCCAUAUUAUGUGUCAUCCCCUUAGCUUUUACAUCUCCCUUGAAGUCUAUGUUAUGUGGUGGCAUGUAUCAUGGUUUUUGAGUGUGGUAUGACAGUCAAUAUUCAAAAGUCAUGGUUAGACAAGCUUUGUUAAACAUAUGGAUUUAGCUGCAUACAUUGUUAGGUGGUUGUUUGUCUUUGUGUUUCGUGGAUUUCAAAGUGGGUAGCUUUGGAACUUCUGUUAUCAGACAAGUAAUAUACCUGCCAGUGUUUGUGCACUGAAAACUGCAUUUCAGUGUUGGUUGUUACAUGUGAGGUUUUCACAAACAUAUGUCCAAAUUCAUCUCAGAGUGUAAAGGGAGAAAUCAAAUUGUUACCUGUAUUUAUAUUUGUAUCUGUCAUGGCAUCAGUUUUAAAUAAUAGUAAAAUAAUAAUUGUUUAUUAUUCAAUAAUAUAUUUGUUCUAGAAACUCAAACCGUGCCUUAUCAAACUCUGAUGCAAAAUAAAGACUU
Messenger RNA from Alosa alosa (allis shad), 6908 nucleotides. It is a transcript of the gene adgra2, whose product is annotated as adhesion G protein-coupled receptor A2. Gene Ontology annotation, molecular function: G protein-coupled receptor activity; protein binding. The record is from RefSeq and is a predicted model, not a curated record. Gene Ontology annotation, biological process: positive regulation of canonical Wnt signaling pathway; sprouting angiogenesis; central nervous system development. Bases 766 to 4947 code for a protein of 1393 amino acids. Gene Ontology annotation, cellular component: plasma membrane; Wnt signalosome. The transcript has 19 exons. Lineage: Eukaryota; Metazoa; Chordata; Actinopteri; Clupeiformes; Clupeidae.